Molecule: messenger RNA, 4152 nt
Organism: Microplitis mediator
Lineage: Eukaryota; Metazoa; Arthropoda; Insecta; Hymenoptera; Braconidae
Exons: 5
Coding region: 629-2035 (468 amino acids)
Source: RefSeq, a predicted model, not a curated record
CGAACCAGCGGCUAUGAAAUGUGUCGGCAAGCCCGGCCUGACCUGAGUUUGUGGACAGUGUGUCCCUCGAUAAACGGGACUUUCAGUUUCUUUUAGAGAACCGCGAGUGCAAGAUCGACCGCGCGCAAACAACGCGCCUAUACGCGCGUGAAAGUUUUACAUCGAAAGGACAGCCACUGUUUUCUGAAAUAGGCUUGGACUUUCGAGAGCAUUCAGGUGACUCCUGUAACGAGUUUUUGCUUGAACGCUCAGGUUACUUCGACCAUGCAGACGGCCUUUGCCAAAUGCCCUCGCGCCCAUCGACAUUCCUUGGCUCCACUAUGUAAUAACGUAAACAUCAACAACAAGACAACGUGAAAGUUUACAUGGCCACCGCCGGGGUCCCGAUUAAAUUCAGCGGAUGUCAAAGUUUAUUGAGAGCAGAUAAAAAAUAAAUCGUGUGAAAAAAAAACAAAGGAUGUGGAUAAUAAUGGGCUACUUGCGGUUCGCAGCAGGCCAAGUUGACUGACAGUCCUCGGAGGGGGGAGAAUGUUACGGUGGGUACUGACACUGGAUGAACCUGCAUCAAGUCCAUGCGGUCUAGUGGCAUUGACGUAUAAGUGUAAAAAGCGUGGUGCCGUAUGAGGGAAUGCCCCGGUGUGGCAAGACACAUCCAACUGCUGGCCAGUCCGCAAACAAUGGAGUCGGGUUAACGCCACAACUUCAUCAGGACUACCAUCGCUGUGACGUCGAGUGGUCUGAACAGGAAGCAAUAGAUGCGGAAGUAUCCCAAUUAGUAAACGGAGGUGCGGCUGCCCUUCGUAAUCUUAAGAGAUGGCGCAACUCAACGAGUUCCGGGUAUUCAAGUCAUUCGCCGCCACUCUCCGCUGGUUCAUAUUCUACAUGCUGUGCUUCAGUCCUCCGAAAUUCCGCAGUCGGGACACUUGGAGCGGAGGCCACUCUCGGUCUAGCAGUAAUUCACGAAGCAGAAGCAAUACCACGUCCUAUUUGGCCUUGUUCAUCUAUUUAUCGUAGAGAUUUACACUUAGUUGGUUGCGAGACGCUCGACUGCGAGGGCUUAUCCGCCAGUUGCAGUUACGCUCGCGCUUACACGUACGCCAGUCGAUGUCGCAAUGCUUGGCGAGACUGCCAGCCUUCUGCCCAUACGGCACAAGACGUCCUCUUCGAGCUCUCACGGACCCUCAACUCUGUCAUUGACGGUGAGUCCGACAUGACGCCUGACGAAAUUCUUCGUGAUAUCUCGCGUACUGUACAAAAAGGAAUCGAGACAAAUGGUACAACUUCUACUGGUAUUUCAAGUGAAGAACACAUCUAUCGGUUAUCAUCAUCUUCAUCCAGCGCAAUUGGUAAAGAUUCAGUGACUGUUAAUCCUGUUAAUUUAAAGUUAUACAGUAAACCAGGAUACGCUAAUCCAUCCGUGCCAUCAUUUAAAACAUCUUAUCAGUGUCUUCAUGAAGGAAAAACACUUUUACUUAAGUCUGUUGCUAAAUCUCAAGAGAAACAUAGCAAACAUGAACAGUGUAAUAAAAUACCAGCGGUUUUCCUUGUGCCUCAUUGCAAUAGUAUACAUACUGCACAUACGGUUUCUAAUUAUAAUACCAAAAGUGUCGAAAAUACUAAUGAUAAAGAUGAUAAUAGAUUAAUUAAAAUACGUGAUAAUUUGCAAGAUAUAGAACAUAAUAAGAUGGUUCCUAGAAUUGAACACACACAGGAUAAAAUUUGUUAUAAUUCUGAUGAACCAGUAUACUCUACGCAGCUGGACCUCAGUGAUGAAAGUUCUUCCUAUGGUGCAGUAGGAGACUCCUCACAUAAAGCUAAUUGGAAUCAAGGCAUAAAUGUUUUCAAUAAAAGUUUAGAUUUUACAUUAGACGGUCAUAGAGCUGAAAGAUUAGGUCGCUUAAUCGCUCGCGCUAAACGUAGACGACAAUGGUGUCGUGCCCUCACUACAAUCUUAGGGCUAAUCUUUUUUAUAUUAAGUGUUGUCGUUGUUUCCAUGUCUGUUACUAAAGGGCGUAAAAUAUUUGGAAGCAUGUAAAGUCAAGAAUCAUUAGCAACUCAUUUAUUAAUAUUAAUUUAUCGAUUAAAAAAAAUUAAAUUGACUUGAUCAAUACAAUUAAUAGAUGAGCAUUCAAAAAUUUAUUAUUGAAUGUAAUUUAAAAUAAUAUUUUUAGUAGUUACGGGUGAAUAUUUUUCACAGUUAAUUUUUAAUUAUAACUAUUUUAUUGCAAAAGACAGUUUUUCGAACUGAUCUUUGGCCAUAUGUAUUUCAUGGUACCUUAUAUUAUAUUAUACAUAUAUUAUUAUAUUAUAAGUUAAGACGUGUGCGAGAUUUAUAAAAUAAUCUUAGCAAAGCAAUAUAAUGGCUGUGACCAUGUCGUUUGCAUUUCUAUAUAACAUUCAUAAACACCAACAUAUUAAAUACAUAUCUCUUAAUUUUUAAAUAAAUUUAAAUCUCUACUUAAUCCUACCUCAAUAAAUAAAAGAAUGAUAUAAAUAAUAUAGUAUUGUCGAUCAACUAAAAUUCUCAGAAUAAUAAAAAAUUAUUUAUUCGAUUUUUGAUAAAAUAUAUGAUUGUAUAAAAAAAAGAAGAGCAAACUUGAUGAAUAUUAAAUUUUGAUACUUUGUAUUAUUUAUAAAAAAUAAUCAAUAAAAACCGGUUUUAUUAUUAAUACAACAUUUAGUUUCGUAAAAUCAGUUUUUUAAUAAAAUAAAGUUGAGAUUUUUUUUAACAUAACACAUUUGUCAAUGACCUCGUUAUUAUCAAUUCAAUAUAUGACUAUAGAGAUCCACUUAUGAGAUGCAUAUAUCGUUUACGACAAACAAAACUGCCCGAGUGACCAUGUAUCUAAACAAAUACAUUCAAAAAAUUUAUUUACUAUUGUUAGUAGUGUCAAUAAAUUAAUUAAUAAAUAAUUUAAAGUCUACUGUCUUUUGACAAAUUUGACAACAAAAAAUCAACACGUUACUGGAAGUCGUUCCAGAUUGUCUCAUAUCAUUAAUAAUGUCAGCUCAUACACGCGAUAAUAACUAUAAAAUUUUUUUAAUUGACAAAAGUUGGUUCAAUUUUGUAAUUUAUUUUUAACUUACCAUUUUUCCGUCAAUUGGCAAGUUUUUGUAGUCAGACACAAAAAUAGAUUUUAACAUUUUAUUAUAAAAAUGGAAAAUUUUCGAAUAAAAAAAUGUUACUGAUUUCUGUUCGAAUUCAAAAACUCGACUUUCAAUAUUUUGGAGUAGAUGUUCGAAGUAAAUGUGUCUGUAUAUAUGUAAAUAAACGCUUUUUCUUAAUUUCUCUCAAACGAAUGAACUAAUUUAAAAUAUUUCUGCGACAAUUGAAAAAACUCUUAAAUACCUAAAAUAUUUAAAAGAAUUAAAUCGAACCAAAUUAUUUUUUUACUGAGUAAAUAAGACAUUGAUCAGAUCGAUUUGGAAUUGUAUUUAGAUUUAAUUUCCAAUGAAAUCGAUUAAUUUUUUUAAUCGUGUUAGAAGAUGUCUGUAGAAACAAGAUAGUUAACGAUUGAUUCAAAAUAGAUAAAAAUUUGGAAAAUCCAAAAGUGCACGCCUCGAAAGCUCAUGUUAUGUUUUUUUUUAAAAGUUAAAUUUCGAAUAAAAUUGAACAUCCCGCUCUUUUCCCAUAGAAAUUUCCAUGGUAUAUAUAAAUAUAAAAAUAUUCGUCAGACAAUUUUUUCGUGACAUACUUUUAUUUAGAGAAUUUUAUGCUCUAUAAGAAUAAAUUAUGAUCUAACUAGAAAAAAAAUUUCUUCACAGGUUACGGUGAAGAAAAGUGUAAAAAAAUGAUUUUUGUAUGUUAUUUAAAUGGGAAAACUGGCCAAUGAAUUGGCGACCUCUAAAAAUAGUAGUUAAGGGCUCAAAUUUUGACCAAAUUUUUUUUUCUACAUAUUCUACCAGACUUCGAGUCAGCACCUUGAAAAAAAAUCGGUCUGUCAGUUGACCCUGCGGGCCAGCCCCAAAACUUCCCGCUGUUUUCGAGCUCGCUGAGCUCGAAAACAUUAUUGUGAAUAUAUUUUCGAGCUCUUCGAGCUCGCAAAUACUUUUGUAUGCCAUUGUUUUGUAAAAAACCAUUUUUUAGCAUUUCUUUCUUCCACGAUAUCUCGCGAACGAAUUAACCGAUUUUGAUGGUUGAGGUGGCAAUCG